Molecule: messenger RNA, 975 nt
Organism: Protopterus annectens (West African lungfish)
Lineage: Eukaryota; Metazoa; Chordata; Ceratodontiformes; Protopteridae
Product: histidine-rich glycoprotein-like
Exons: 1
Coding region: 1-975 (324 amino acids)
Source: RefSeq, a predicted model, not a curated record
AUGGGAAAACACUAUCCACCAGAUACAAACACUAAAGUGCCUUCAGAGCAUGGACAUUACUAUGAGGAUAGGAGAUGGGGAAAACACUAUCCACCAGAUACAAACACUAAAGUGCCUUCAGAGCAUGGACAUUACUAUGAGGAUAGGAGAUGGGGAAAACACUAUCCACCAGAUACAAACACUAAAGUGCCUUCAGAGCAUGGACAAUACUAUGAUGAUAGGAGAUGGGGAAAACACUAUCCAAAAGAUACAAACACUAACGUGCCUUCAGAGCAUGGACAUUACUAUGAGGAUAGGAGAUGGGGAAAACACUAUCCACCGGAUACAAACACUAAAGUGCCUUCAAUGCAUGGACAUUACUAUGAGGAUAGGAGAUGGGGAAAACACUAUCCAACAGAUACAAACACUAAAGUGCCUUCAGAGCAUGGACAUUACUAUGAGGAUAGGAGAUGGGGAAAACACUAUCCACCAGAUACAAACACUAAAGUGCCUUCAGAGCAUGGACAUUACUAUGAGGAUAGGAGAUGGGGAAAACACUAUCCACCAGAUACAAACACUAAAGUGCCUUCAGAGCAUGGACAAUACUAUGAUGAUAGGAGAUGGGGAAAACACUAUCCAAAAGAUACAAACACUAACGUGCCUUCAGAGCAUGGACAUUACUAUGAGGAUAGGAGAUGGGGAAAACACUAUCCACCGGAUACAAACACUAAAGUGCCUUCAAUGCAUGGACAUUACUAUGAGGAUAGGAGAUGGGGAAAACACUAUCCACCAGAUACAAACACUAAAGUGCCUUCAGAGCAUGGACAUUACUAUGAGGAUAGGAGAUGGGGAAAACACUAUCCACCAGAUACAAACACUAAAGUGCCUUCAGAGCAUGGACAUUACUAUGAGGAUAGGAGAUGGGGAAAACACUAUCCACCAGAUACAAACACUAAAGUGCCUUCAGAGCAUGGACAUUUCUAUGAGGAUAGGUGA